CCCCACAUUUUGAAUUAACUGACAUGAUUGCUGAAUUUUCUUUGUUGUUGUUGUUUUUUAAUUUGUUACUUGUUAUUUGAUAAGGUUCAAGUUCUUCAACAAAUCUUUAUGCUGGUAGUACAAUCCAUGCAGCAGUUCUUGGCAACAGAAUUGAAUCAACUAUCAGCACAAGACAUUUCUGCUUUAGUGCACUUGUCAUCUCUGGCUGAACAGAUUUUGAGCUGGGAUUUUUCAAAGUUUGGUCACAGAAAAAAGCUUGUGUCAGGGGAAGCAGCAGCUGUGAUCCUAUUUAGACCAGGUACUUCUUGGAGAGAGCUUAUCUUUGAUCCUGCUCUGGUGGGCUUGUUUUGCAAGCUUCAGCUAAAGAUGCAGGCCAAUGAUGAAAUAUGCCACCACUGUGGUCAGUGCUUAAUUCAGCUUGCCUCCCUCUGUGGAGAGGUAUUUCAAGAUACUCUGUCACAAACACAAUACAUAUCUAAUUUCAUGGAGGGAUUUCUGCAAAUCUCUAAAAGCUUGGAGAUGAAUGGACAAGCGGCAUUGUGCCUUGGUAGCAUUGUGAACCGUCUUCUGUGUGUGUUUCCUAUUUAUGCCAUCAAGGCUUUACCUGUCGAUACACUAAGAUUGUUUGGAGAAGCCAUGACUGACCUGACAUGUUCCUUUUUACAAGCUGUUGCUAAAGAAGAAGAGCUAAACACUGAGGACACAAGCUUUAUAGAAGCUGUAGAACAAUUCUUGGAAGGAUGGGCUAGCCUACUGGAGUACUCAGGAUUGUUUCCUAAGGGAAUAUUCAGUGAUAGUGCCACUAAGAUAUUAAACUGCUAUGUUCAGUGUCAUUUGGCAGCUCCAGAUGGUUUGCGUGGGACAUUUUCACAUCAGAUUGACAAUGGCAUUCACCUUGAUGAGAUCUGUGAUUUGGAUAGUGAUGACAGAGAACUUUUUGUCGAUCAGUUAUGUACUAUUGGCAGCUUUGGUCGUCUCAUACCAGAUCAUGCUCUCAACCUUCUCACGAAACUCUUAGAAACUAGAGUUGAUCAGUUUGAAAAGUAUCUCUCUGCCAUCAAGUAUUCAACAGGGCCUUUAUCCUCCGGCUUUUCAGGCAUGGAUAACCUUUAUGAAGACCUUCAUUGGUUACUUCUAAUUUCUGGUUACUUUCUUGCUGAUGAUGGCAAUGGGGAGAAACCACUUAUUCCAAAAGAAAUUAUAUCAUAUUCGUCAAGUUUAGAAAGUCAUGUUGAUGUGCAGGCUACUUUUCAGUGUCUCUGUUCAUCACAAAUCCAAGGGGAUGCAAACAGUAUUCAGGACUAUUCCAGAGUUGAUCCAGUGGUGAGACUUGUGUCGGUUAUCUUCCGCUUAGCAGACCUGGAGAAACAUGCUCUAGGAUCUGGUCUAUCAGAACUAUUAAGUCCCCAGGUUGGGCGGAGUAUUGUCUGGUGCCUGAGGCAUUGGGCUAAGUCAUAUCUGUUACCAGACGAAAAGGAUUAUGACAAACUUAGUGUGUCACUUAUGUCUGUGUUUGGACCAUGCACUGAUGGUGGAAAGUGGGCUCUAGGAUUCCUAUUGGAUAAAGUUAGGACCAAUUUAUCUGGAUGGUCUGCGGAGUCACAGAUUGUUGAGGACGCUGCUUUGUUGCUGUUAAGCUUGGUGGACAGCAAAAACAGGGCAGAAGUGGCCAUCUCCUUCGACAGUCUGUGGCUUCUAGCACAAGAACAUAUGUCUAAAACUUCUGUUCUUCACGAGCUUCCGCCUGAAGUGUUGCGCUACCUUACACAGGCUCUUGUACUGGCAGGAUCAGUCGGGGACGAUACAACUGCGAGAAAGAAAUACUUAGAUCAACUUCUACGGACCUUACAGUCGCAUUUCUUGGGCACUUGUCACCAGCCAGACUUCACUAAAUUGUCUCAAAAGGAACCAGUACGAAGUCAGAUGCAGUGUUUGUUAGAGUCAUUCAGAGGAACAGCUUUGGCGGCAAAUCGACACAAUGCGAACACGCUGUUUAACUACCUCCUCCCUGUACUCUCAAACUGCGUGCCACUGGUGAAUGUGUAUCAGAAUUGUCCCGAAGUAGUUUUUCUGGUUCUUGAAUUGUUUGUGGAUGUAGUCGACUCUCAGAUUGCCUAUAUUGAGGAGCGUGAAUUACCAAGACUUUAUGAAGUUUGUAUGGGGCUUGUACAGACGUAUGGGAAAUGUAAUCUGGGAAAAAUAAGCGAGGAGUCGCUGGCAGAAGAGGAACAACUGAACGAUCUUCUUCUUCUGAUAAAACUCCUUUCCAGCUUGCUGUCCAAGGAUAGCCUCGAUUUUGGCUCUGGUGAAGAUCAGAAAGUGACACCAUCUGACGUGGCGUUCUAUGGUCUUCAUGUUAUCAUACCUCUUAUGUCCCCAGAGGUUCUCAAAUUUCCAAUGCUGUGUACAGAGUUUUUUAAGCUGACGACCUACGUGUGCGAAAUGUACCCUGAAAAGAUGUCAGCUCUGCCAGACGAGUUGUUCAAGAGCCUCAUGGCCUCAUUAGAAGUGGGACUGACAAAUUACGGCGCUGAUGUCACAAAAAUGUCCUUAGAGGCUCUUUCUUCGUUAGCAACCUACUGCUUUGAAGAGGCACAGAAAAAUGUGAGAGUCCCCAUUCACGAGGUUCUUCAGCAUUUCUUGAAGACUCUGUUUGAUAUGCUUCUUCUAAAGUCAUUUGACAUGGAUUUACUUCAACCAGCAGCGGAGGCCUUUCUUGCUUUGAUUUGUUGUCAUCAGAUGUAUUAUACCGAGUUGGUACGUAACCUUUUGGCGCAACAGACGGACCGAGUUUUAGGUCAGCGGCUUUUAGACGCCUUCAAUCAGCUAACUCCGAGCAACAUGAAGUUAUCACUGGACAGACUCAACAAGAUGCAGUUCAGGAAAAGUCUGGACUUGUUUCUCAGGAGUGUCAAAGGUUUUCUUUGCGUCAAGUAGAAACUUCCUUGAUGAAGUAAAGAAAUCGCAGGUUCC
Pocillopora damicornis (cauliflower coral) is the source of this 2973-nucleotide messenger RNA. Its product is annotated as exportin-4. The record is from RefSeq and is a predicted model, not a curated record. Gene Ontology annotation, biological process: protein export from nucleus. Gene Ontology annotation, molecular function: small GTPase binding; nuclear export signal receptor activity. NCBI's taxonomy places the organism in Eukaryota, Metazoa, Cnidaria, Anthozoa, Scleractinia, Pocilloporidae. Gene Ontology annotation, cellular component: cytoplasm; nuclear pore.